Molecule: messenger RNA, 3126 nt
Organism: Lemur catta (Ring-tailed lemur)
Lineage: Eukaryota; Metazoa; Chordata; Mammalia; Primates; Lemuridae
Exons: 12
Coding region: 2185-3126 (313 amino acids)
Source: RefSeq, a predicted model, not a curated record
UUAAUAUUAGGAGAUAACAUUGAAUAAUUUAUUUUGCUUUUUUUGGUGUAUUUUUAAACCAAGAUUGCAGUUUUACUCUACGCACGUGUAAGAAAUUCCAGGCAGAUCCCAUUCCACAGACAGGGACUCAUUCUUGUUUUGUGUCCGGGAAAAAUGAAUAUUUCAAAUGGCAUAUUCGCAGGUAGUCAAUGAGCAGCGUUUCUGAUUGUUUGUUUUUCACAUUUUGAAAACGCCUCCUACACGCCUUGACUUACAAAUCCUUUCAGCAAUGCUGCCUCCUUUGACUUCGUCUUCAGAACAUUUCUGCGCAACAGAAACUGUCAUCUCCGUUUUACGGAUGGGGACGCCAAGCUUAUGUGACUCACCCACAUCACGCAGAUAGACUGUGAUCAGCAAACAUCUCCGAGUGUCCGUCUCCUACAUUCCAGACGUGAGCUAAACGCUGGGAACACAGAGACACAGCCCAGGGUUUGUCCUUGCGCAGUUCCCAGUCAGAUGGGGAAAUCGGGCGGGCUGUUGAGAAUGUCAGCUCAGUAUGCCGAGCUACUUGACGGUAUUUUUAGAUAAGACUGUAAUUCGGCACAGGCUCACGGAGCACCCAGACGCACUUCAUGCUGUGAGAAACACUGGAGGGACAAAGCAGAAGACGAGACCCCUCUGUUGGGCGCCGCAGUCGGGCUGGUCAGGGGCACAGAGCAGCAUUAAACCUCAUCCCGCAAACUCAGGUGUGCGAGAAUACACCUGUGUGUUCACGACUCAGUUCUGUUUUCGCUCAUGUCACGCAAGAACAGAGGAGGUGUGACUUCAGUGGAGGGUGGCGUGAGGUUCUUGCACGCAGGCAGGUGUUGGGGUGGAGAACGUUCCUGAUGCUGGACCCACACAGGUAAUAGCCAAGGCGUCUUCCCUUCCUGCCCACGUGGCCCCUUCCACGCUACCUCCGUGUCACAUGUGGGGAGUUGGAAACUUUCUUCUCUUUCUGGGCCACAGGUGGGAGGAGAGGUGGGCUCCAAGGCCCCCUGAAUACUGAUGGAAAAUGGUUCACAGCUGCCUCCUUUAUGCUUGGCUCAGGGACCAGGGACAUGCCACCCAGAAAGCUACCUGUCCGUUGGCCUGAACUAUGACAUCGCCUGGCUGUUGUUCUCUCACGGGCCACUGCUAUUUCUACCUUAUUGAUAGCAAACCCCAGAAAACAGCUCCCAGGUGGGGCCGCAGGGCACAAGGAAGGUCAGUAAUGGCCCCAGUCGACAGAAGAGAGAGGACGUGCAUCCCGGUGCAGUGUUUAACACGCAGAGUCUCAGUUUUGCAAGAUGAAGAGUCCUGGAGGUGGACGGUGGUGAUGGCUGUACAACAGUGUGACCGUCCCUAAUGCCACUGACUGUGCACCUGGAAACGGUUCAGAUGGUGAAGUUUGAGUCCUGUGUGUUUCACCACAGUUGAAGAAAAGACAAGUUCCCGUUAUUUCAUUCUCAAUCGCAUUCUCCUCUCAGCCGUCCAGAGGAAAUCGUUUUCAUGAAUUUGGUGAUCAGGUCACGGGGCUGGAGCCUGCACAGUGGGAUUGUGCGUUUACGGAAGAGGCCCCAGAGGCCCCAGAGAGCUCCCUCACCCUCCCCACCGCGUGAAGACGCCGCCUGUGCACCAGGAAAGCAAACCCCACCAGACACCCACCUGCCGGCACCUUUGCCUUGGACUCCCAGCCUCCAGGACUGUGAGAGAGAACUGAGCUCAUCUCACCCAGUGGCCAGGAGAUGCCAGUGUAAUCAGCAUCCCCUCAGAGGCAAAGCCACAGAGAAAGAUCGCUCAGCGGAAACGCCUUCAGUUGAUCAGCAAACUCGCUCUCCGACACUCGUCACCAAGAGCUGCGGUUUGCAGAGACCGUGUCCUGAGCCCGUGGGCAUCACAUGGAGGUUCUGAAAAUGAAAAAUGGGGACACAGAUAUAGAUGCAUUUUGAGAAAUUAUAAGUCUACAUUGAGGGAGGCACGUAUUGCAGUGCUCCUAGGACAUCUGCUGAACAGAACCACGUUGCAUGAGACCAUCAGGCCCAAGUUUCUGAGACGCACUUUCAGCCCCAAACUCAAGCAGCAGUGACGCGGCAUCCGGAAAACCACGCCGUCCUGAGCCAAGGUCCGCGAAAGCGACAGUUCAGCUCUGCUGUCUUCAGCCAGGUGCGCCCACCUGGAUCCCUCAUGCCUGGGGCACUCCUGGGCUGCAGAACUCUCUGUUUUAAACCCUGGGCAGUCCCAAGCCGGCUGUCCUUGGACUUCCAGUGCCACUUGGGACAAGUUGUUCACCCUCAUGUCCAAGGACGUCCCUGCCGAGAGCCCGUCUGCCGGCCCAGCCAGCACCGGGGAAGCCUGAGUCUCAGCGCUGCAGAGGGGAGCAACUGCAGGGUGGCAGGAGCAUCUGAAAGGGGGGGCUGCUGCUGUCACAGGUGGGGACAGAGAGCCCGACGCCUGGCGUCCCCUUGCUCCCAGCCAGGCCCUGGGUGCAGCUCAAGGCAGGUUUCUGGAACGUCCGCCCCAGGGGGAUGGUCGGCUCUGGACUGGCUGGUUCCGAGCUGGGGAGCUUUCCUAGGAGCCGCGUCACUCCGGGCUCCAAGAACACGGACGACUGCUCCGGGGAUGAUGAGCCAGCAGCAGAGGCCGGGAAAGCUCAGGCUCUGGCUGCAUGGCUUGGUGGGACAGAGGAACAGGGUGGGACAGGAGCAGCCUCUUGGAAAACGUCCCUCACAGCAGGUGUCUGCCUGGCUGCAGCCCCAGGGGGACGCGGAGCCCCAGGCCUCGCGGGGAGGAGUCAGCUGCAGCCGCCACGGCUUCGCUUCCUGCAGCCUUGCUGGUGCUGCAGCCAUGAUGGCUCCCUGGAUUCCGGCAUAUGGUUGGUUAUUACCCGUAAUGUCCCUGCUGUUACCGGGACCUCCGCUGACUGCCUUCAAGUCCCUGAUUGACGACCUCGGCCUGGCUCUGUCACAGGUGAGGACGGCAAACGCCGGGCAGCCUAUGCCAUUGUCUCUGCCUCUCAGGCAACUUCUCUGGGCCCACGCAGACAGAUACCUGCCUCAGCCUCCAGAGACCGACUCGAUAUCUCUCACACGGAUAUCCUCUACCCUUGAGACCAGCGUUGCAAAUUAA